UUUUCAGAAGGCAAGCUAAGGUUCAGAGAGGCUGUGAUCCCUCCAAGGCCACUCAGUCGACAGCAUUCUCUGGUGGCAGACGCGGCAGGAGGAGAGCUGCUUCCGUUCCUCUGCCCGCCAUGCCGUUUCUAGAGCUGGACACGAAUUUGCCCGCCAACCGAGUGCCCGCGGGGCUGGAGAAACGACUCUGCGCCGCCGCUGCCUCCAUCCUGGGCAAACCUGCGGACCGCGUGAACGUGACGGUACGGCCGGGCCUGGCCAUGGCGCUGAGCGGGUCCACCGAGCCCUGCGCGCAGCUGUCCAUCUCCUCCAUCGGCGUAGUGGGCACCGCCGAGGACAACCGCAGCCACAGCGCCCACUUCUUUGAGUUUCUCACCAAGGAGCUAGCCCUGGGCCAGGACCGGAUACUUAUCCGCUUUUUCCCCUUGGAGUCCUGGCAGAUUGGCAAGAUAGGGACGGUCAUGACUUUUUUAUGAUUGGGCACGGAGGGAUCCAGGGCAUCUGUGAACUGGCUGCUUCUUCCAGAGAGAUCUCUUGGCAGAGUGAGGGCCUGGUGAUAACCAGCUUUGGAUUAUCCUGCAUGCAACAUUCCUGUGAUCACAUAUUCCUCUUCUUCAUCCUCAUAUGAAAUAAAUGAAGAGAGCUUCCUCAUUCAAA
Messenger RNA from Gorilla gorilla gorilla (western lowland gorilla), 657 nucleotides. Its product is annotated as D-dopachrome decarboxylase. Lineage: Eukaryota; Metazoa; Chordata; Mammalia; Primates; Hominidae. The transcript is spliced from 4 exons. Gene Ontology annotation, molecular function: phenylpyruvate tautomerase activity. Bases 120 to 476 code for a protein of 118 amino acids. The record is from RefSeq and is a predicted model, not a curated record.